AUGCAGCGACCCAAGGUGUGGAUCCCCCGGCGAUCCUCUCAGUCACAAGAGCAGGGCAUGGUCGAGCCCGACAGGGUGACCGACGCUGCUGCUGAUGCUCAGCUCAUCUCCAAUAUGGGCGGCAGGGCGAGUGCGAGGGAGAGGCCCCCCCCUCAAGACAGCAAACUUGCGCAGCGGUCGGUGUUCCUGGGCAACACAGGAGACUUACAAGAAUGGGAGCUAUGGGUGAACAUCGAACGGCUCUGCGGCGAGAUUGAUGACCUGGUGGUGAUCCGCGACCAAGUGACCGAUGAGCCGAAGGGAUACGCGUUUGUCAUGUUUGCGAGCAGCGCGCAGGCGAUGAAGUGCAUCAGCCAUGGGCCCAUGCGCAUCAGGGAGCAGAUCGUCUUCUCCAAGAUGGCGGAUCGAGAGUUUUCUAAGGUGAGGAACACGCAGACGGGCAAGACAAACAAGGUCUUCCUCGGGGGAACAAGACAGCUCAUCGCGUCGGAAUUGCUUCCCGUCCUCAGAAGAUUCGGGGAGGUUGUGUCGUGCGACGUUAUCAAGAGGCAAGACAACAUCCUUUACAGCGCCGGGUUCGCCUUCGUGACUUACGCGACCCCACAAGAAGCUCGACGUAUCGUGAACCGAGGAUUCAUCGUCGUCAAGAAAGUCCGCAUCGAAGUCAGAUAUGCUGCAGAGGAAUCGAAGAACCUGGUGUCGAACAAGGUUACCCUGGCCGAAGUCAAUCAGCUUAUCAGGGACCUCGUCUACGAGAUCGAGAGGGUCAGCGAGUUCGCUCCGGGAGGAUACCUCAACGCGACAGCGGGGGAUUCUCUUCCUCCCGACGAUGAUGCCUCCAUUUCUUGCAAGGAGAACCAGGUUUUCGACUGUUUGUGCGAGCGGGCUCGACAGGCUUCUAUCAACGGAGAGUUGGACCUGCUUAAGAGCGUCGUCGCCAAGGGUGCUGACGUCUGCGCUCCUCCAAGAGCCCGUGCUCAGCUCCCCCCCAACCUUCCUCUCCCCCCCGACAUCUCCUACGACCCGUACGCUCCUCGUUGCCUCUUCUUCGCCUCCUCUCGAGGGCAUGCGGAGAUCUGCCGCUUCCUCCUCUCCGUCAACAGCAGCGACGUAGACGCGGUAUCGAGUGGAGGAGAGCUGCAUCCUCAUUGCUUCUACCUCGUCAACUACACUCCCCUCAAGGCGGCGGCUGAGAAUGGGCAUGCGGAAGUUGUCAGCCUCCUUCUGGCAAGAAUCGACUCUUGCUCUGCUCCUGCCCCCGCACUCUCUCCCUCGUUGAGUGUGGCCUGCAGGAGCAUGGUGCAAACGUCGUGCGGCUGCUCUGCAGGGCAGGGGCGGAAGUGGACGCACAGAACGAAGAAGGCAGGAAACUCUCCCCUCUACCUCGCUGUGAAGGCCAAGGCGUGGGAGGCAGUGCGGGUCCUGAUCGAGGAGUUCGGAGCCGAUCCGAACCUCAAGAAUCGGAAGGGCAAGACAGCAGCCAAGGCGAUCUUACGAGCCAGAGAAUCCGGCAGGCCGGAAUGA
Molecule: messenger RNA, 1524 nt
Organism: Guillardia theta CCMP2712
Lineage: Eukaryota; Cryptophyceae; Pyrenomonadales; Geminigeraceae
Exons: 17
Coding region: 1-1524 (507 amino acids)
Cellular component (GO): nucleus; cytoplasm
Molecular function (GO): protein binding; RNA binding
Source: RefSeq, a predicted model, not a curated record